AUAAAAUCAAGUAAAAUUUAUAAAUUUGGUUGAAAUGAGUUCUUAAGAACAAGUUUCAUCGAAAUUUCAAAAAUCAGGAAAAAGAGAUGCAACUCAAAUAUUAAAAGAAACCACUGAGUCACCCACCAGAGCUGCGUAGUACAAAAAAAGUUUAAAUAAUUUUGAUCGCAAUAUCCCAAUUCCAUUUACUUGUGAAGAAACUUUGGCUUUUAUGGUACAAAACACAUUAACCAAACAACAGUACAUAAAUAUUAGACUUGAAUCAAAAAGACGUAAUUGUGAUAUAUAUCCGCCAUAUGAAUACAUUGUUAAUGCUAAAAAAGAAUGUUAUCCAGAUAAUUUACAUGUGUCUGAAACCAAUUGUUUUAUUCCAAUACAAGAUUUAUUUAAUCAUACAACUCAUAGAAUUUUUAAAAUAUCAGGGGUACCUAAAGUAAUUGAAAUGCAAAUGAAAAAAUUUGAAAUCAUUUACAAAUGGGGUUGCGAUGGUAGUAAUGGCCAAUCACAGUACAAAGUCAAGCUUAGCACUUCAACUUCUGAUUCGGAUUGUAGUUUUUAUGUUUUAUUUAGUACCAUUACAGCUACAUGGAUUUAAAGAUGACAAAAUUAUUGAUUUGGAAAAACCCUCGCCCGUCAUCAACCAAAUUUUGUCGGCCAAUCAAGUUUACAUACUAGAAAGAGACUAUAGAAAAUACGAAACAAGAAGUAAGGGAUAUUGAAGACCAAUUGAAAAAUGUCAUACCCACUGAUAUAAUACUUGAAGGCAGAAAUAUUCAA
Molecule: messenger RNA, 777 nt
Organism: Sipha flava (yellow sugarcane aphid)
Lineage: Eukaryota; Metazoa; Arthropoda; Insecta; Hemiptera; Aphididae
Exons: 2
Coding region: 212-595 (127 amino acids)
Source: RefSeq, a predicted model, not a curated record